UGCAACCUUCGUCUCGAUUAGCCAGUCCUGGCGCACAAGAUGAUAGGUUAUCAUUUAUUCUUUGGAAGGCCUCCCAUUCAGAAACUUUCAACACCGCCAUUAAUACUCUUGUUUAGCUUUGCUGACAGACUCUACACAGUUAGCAAGCCUCGAAGUGUCUCUCUGACUUGAUCCUGGGAUCUUCUCGAAACUGGGCAAACUUUUCUUUGAUUGCUUGUGUGUCGACUGUCCGGUUGGUCCUGUGCCGGCCAGCGCGAAUGUGCUUGGCCCGACUGCUGCCUUUCCGUGGCGAUGGCAGAGGACAUUGAUCCCUACGAUUGGACGCUGGACCAAGUCGUCGAUGCCUUCUGCUACAAGCGUACGCUAUGGCAAGAAGAGCAGCCAAAUGCCAUCCUUCCCGACCCGGUGACUUUAGAAAGGCUCCUACGACUGAACCACAUCUAUGGUGCCGCGCUGCUCACCGAGGUCACUCCACAAGUGCUCAAGGACGAUUUGUCUCUCAAAUCGCUAGGUCAGAGGAGUAGCAUCUCGUGGGCGAUAAGGAGGCUGCAAGCCCGGUCUCGAAAGUUCAUCGCUCAGCAGUCGGCGGCCGCACUCAGUCUGCACGGCAACCUUUCAGCACAGGCACAAAUCAAUCAAUACAGCACGCCCCUGCCAUUCACGCCAUUCACUCCGCAUCAAUCAGAAAGAAACGUCUUACAAUCUCCAUUUUCAAUUCAAAGCGAUGCACAUGCUUCAGUUGGAACAUCACCUGGCUUCGUCCAGCCGGCUUUGUUGGCCCAUCCAGACCAUCAUCUUGCUCAGUCGCCAUCCCGUUCUAAUCCAUUUCAGCCGAUGCUGGGAACGGGGACUUCAGUUGGCGAGGGCGAGACUGAUGCUGUUUCUCUGAAGCGGCGUGCCGGAGAAACAGUCAUCGAAGAUGGAGCGGGCCGCAAGAAGCGUCGCCUGGAUCUCAGUGCGAUGAUGACGAGGACGACGACGACAAUGAACGAAGCUAGUCAAUCGAACAACGAUGCAGACCUUCCGAGCUCUGAAGCGACGGCGACUUUCACGGCGGCGCAAGCAUCACAACCAACAUCCCCCUCCCCCGUCUACUUGCCUGCCAACACACUCCUCCAGAAAUGUGGCUUAGAGCCGGGCAUCACGUCCUUUCUUGGGAAGAAAAAGUUCUCCUUUGAAACAAUGUUUUUCGGUUCUACACGUUAUGGCAAAGAGCUCAAUAUUGAUGUUGACUGCAAGCCGCUGAUAAAGGAAGGAAGCUCUGUGGGCGAGACACUAAUUUAUCAUGGCUCGGCAAAUACAGCCGUAUAUGGACUCCAGAUGGUCAUGAAUAGAAAGAUGAUGUCGUUCUUACGCCGAGAUCCAUACUUGAAUGUGAACACGAAAGAUGAAUCCAUGGCGUUCUAUCCUUAUUCUGCAACGCCAUCGCAGUCCACGGAGUCUCGCGCACUGAUACAUAUCAUGGAAGAAAGUGGCAUUGUUAUAGCAAAGCGAACUAAGCUUGACCAAGUAUUAUAUGCGGACUCAGGCUUGAACUUUGAUGAUACGACUUCAAAUCAUGAUUGGGACUUCCUUAGCCACUGGCAACGAGAGAGGGGUGAAAAAGAGGACGCAAUAUUGCCCGCAUAUGGAGAUUCGGAGUCUGAAGACGACGUUGAACUUGAUUCUUUGGUAGAAGAGCUUGAGAGGGACGAAGAGGAAGACGCAGAGGAGACAAGGAAACUCGAUGCAGCCCAAGUCGAAAAAAUCAUUGAGGAUACCAUAGCGGACCAGGUUACAGCUUGGAGAGAGAAGAGACUACCGGUUCUUCAGGAUCGGGCGCUUGCAACGUGGAAAAAGGGACGAUCCGGACACCAUCGAGAGAAACUUGCUCGCCUCGCUGAGCAAGAGAUUGCCCGAUUAGACGCUUCGGUUGCAAAGCUCAGCAGAAGUAUUGCGAAUGAUACAUGGACUCGAGGAAGGGAUGUGCGUGCACAAUGUGAAUCCAUUGAGCCUACCGUCCAUUGGCGUGAAGAGGAGAAGUUCAAGCUGUCUGUGUGGCGGAAUCCCAAGGCUCCACCGCCGCCCAGCGGUCAGCUACUCACCUGCAAGAAAAGAAACUCGUACGUUUCAUCAAACCCUGGUGAGCACGUACUUGACAGCGAUGAGGAAGUCGUGGAUAACCGCCCAGGUCUUGAUACGUUCAUCGAUGUUGAUGAGUUGGUGCCGCUGGACUUGACCGCUUUCAAGGCACAAGACGAGACCGAGAGUCACGGCGCAGAUACGAAUCAACCAGUGCAGUCGGAGCAGGCCCAAUUGACGUCUCUAGAUGAACUUGGGGAGAGAACGCGAUCACAGGAUGAAAAUAGAUCUGAACUCGAUUCUGCUACAGAGAUGUUGUCGCAAACCAAGCCAAAAGAUGACAGCACAGUAGACGCACAUGUGGAUGAAACCGUCAAAGUUGAGCCAUUCUCAGGUCCAGUUUUUCCCGAACUCGAUAAAACCUGCUUGCCCGACAAGUACAUGAUUGAUCUUACAUUCGAUUCUGACACAGAAUUGCCUUUGAUAACGGCGCAAGCAGGCCCUUCUUCUCGAAGGACUCGAGCCCAAUCGGCAAACAAGGAUUUCUCCGAUCAUCCAGAAGAUGAUCCUGACGAAAGCGUUGCGCUGUGGGACUGGGUGGUACUCCAAGAAAACACUGAUCGCGUUCGCGUGAUUAUCAAGCUCAUACGCGAGAUGCCAGCCUUCGAGUACAAACGGCUUCGCGAACACGUCCUAGAGGACUACGGAACUGGACAGCGGCCUAAGAUUUACGAGCUUGGCGAGAAUAUCGAGAAAGUUCUCCGCACGCGUCUUGGACUAGCAGCCAACUUUGAGAUGGCUGAGUUUGCGUUUGACCGCGCUGUUGAGCUCCUUCACUUGUACGUGUGCUGGCUCGAAUCCUCGCCAGUCCACUUCCGUGAGGGUUACGAUCUGAACGAGCAAAACUUUAAGCUUGUCGAUCUGGAACACCAACUAUUGCAGAAUGCUUUUGCUCAGACCCGCCAAGAUGAAAGUGAGGAUUUGGGCGAAUGUUUGCAGUACAUUUACAGCACUUUUUUUCGACACGAACAUCCUUUGCAAAGUGCAAAAGAAGACGAUAACUCGGACAUCGAAUUACAGGAAAUCGACUCUCACGAGGCUGACGGAGCGAUUCCGCGAAAGCAGCGCAAACGACAUGUUGAAGAAAGUCAGGCUGCGCUCAGCAAGAGGCAGAAAUCCAAGCAGAAGGCAGCAGACUGGAAAGACCGCACAGACACAUUCCUACAGCAAAGCCAUCACCAGAGUUCGCAAUUAGGAACCAGUGCGGGCGACAUCGUCGUCAACACCGGAAAAGAGGAGGACGACCCAGAGAUCUUCAUCAGCCCCCACAUUGCGCCGGCAUUGAAGCCUCAUCAGAUCGACGGGAUACGGUUCAUGUGGCGCGAAAUCGUUGGCACUGCAGAUGAUAGUGACGAGCCACAAGGCUGUUUACUUGCUCAUAACAUGGGUCUUGGAAAGACUUUGCAAGUUAUCGCAUUCAUAGAUACUCUUGCCCGGGCCGCGCGAAGCGAGGACAAAAGGGUUAAGAGGCAGGUACCAAAAAAACUGCGCGCCAUGCGCGUCCUCAUCCUCAGCCCCGCUGGUCUGAUCAGCAACUGGGUCGACGAAUUCAUGAAGUGGAACAAGGCCGAGUCAGCUAUUGGCGAACCUUUCGUCCUCACUGCUCAGACGACCACGAUGCAAAGACUGGAGCUGCUCAAGGAUUGGUACAACGCUGAGCGGGGUAGUGUCCUCUUGAUGAGCUACGAACUCUUCCGCAACUGGGAGGGAAAUAAGAAGGCGGGUAAGAACUAUAGCAGCCCUUUCAGUGAAAAAGAACACGAAGAGGUCAAGAAGCAGUUGUUGGGAGGCCCAAGUCUCGUGGUUGCCGACGAGGCUCACAAGCUCAAAAAUCACACAUCUGCGGUCACGAUCGCUGCUCAGAAACUGAGCACAAAAAGUCGCAUUGCCCUCACUGGAACACCACUUUCCAACAACCUUCUCGAAUACUACGCCAUGGUGGAUUGGAUAUCGAAGGACUACCUGGGCGGGUUGGUUGAGUUCAAGGCCAACUAUAUUGAACCGAUAGAGAAUGGACUGUAUCUGGGAAGCUCAAGAGGCGAAUACCGUCGAGCGCGGAUUCGAAUGGCCGCGCUCAUCGCCAUGUUGGAGCCAAAGAUUGAUCGUCGAGAGAUUGAUGUCCUGGCGGGUAGCUUGAAGCCCAAGGUGCAGUUCGUCCUCAAAGUGCCCCUCACCCCGUUACAGUUUGACGUUUACGACGGGUUUGUCCAGGAGGCGAUUGGCGAAAUUGGCGAUAGCGUCUCCAACGCGCGUCUCUGGGGCUUCAUGUCAUACCUGCAGCUGCUUUGCGGGCACCCUUCCCUGUUUAGAGGGGCUAUUGUCGAAGCACGGAAAAAGCAGAAAGCCCUGGAUGAGAAGCGGGCUAAGGACGCUUCGAAAAAGCAAGCAAAGAGUCCGUUGAGCCGCGUAGUCGACGAAAGGCCCGGCAACAGCCCUCAGUCGAACGACGAUGAGGAGACGGACAAUUCCGACGAUACUAAGGACGAUGUUGACGAUGACGGCAACGCCCCCGCAGACUCCAUAUCCCUUCAGAUCGCGGAACGCCUGUUCAACAAGCUUGUUGAUAAGUUCGAACCAAUUCUGGCGGCUUUCCAUGACGCUCAGUUCUCGUACAAAGUUAGCCUGCUGCUGAAAAUUGUCGAGAAGUCGAGGGCAGUUGGCGAUAAGCUCUUGAUAUUUUCUCACCGGAUACCAACUCUCGACUUCUUAGGCCAGGUUCUCAAGAAGUCCAACGUGCGUUGCGAGCGUCUUGACGGUUCCACUUCGAUGAACAAGCGUCUGCAAAUGACGAAAAACUUCAACAAGGGCAACGAGUACGACGUCUGUCUCAUCUCGACCAGGGCUGGCGGAGUCGGCUUCAACCUGUAUGGGGCAAACCGUGUCAUUCUUUUCGACUUCAGCUUCAACCCGACCUGGGAGGAGCAGGCCAUCGGACGAGCAUUUCGCCUUGGCCAGGAGAAACCAGUGUUCGUCUACCGCUUCAUAUCGACUGGCACAUUCGAGGAGAAGCUCUUCGAUAAGACUAUCUUCAAGCUGCAGUUGUCGUACAAUGUUGUCGAGAAGAAGCACACGAAGAGCAGGGCGGUUCGGGUGCAAGACUACAUUGAAACGCCUAAAAAGUCUAAGCUGCAAGACUUUUCGAGCUGUCGUGGAAACGAUGGCGUUCUUGACGCUAUCCUUGACGAAAUGGAAGAGGGUAAAGAGCUUGUCCAUCACAUUGCCUUGGACACGACUUUCAAGGAGGAGAUAAAGGAGAACCUUGAUGAAGAGGGCAGGAAGGAGAUGGAGAUGCUGGUCCAACAGAACCAGCUCCGAAUCACAGAUCCGCAAGCGUAUGCUUCGCAACAGUUAAAACAACAACAAGGAGCAACAGCAGCGAGAUUCAACAUGCCAUCUUCGGCGGCUCGCCCAGAUCAUGUCACCGGCAUUCCGAGCCGUCUGGCGCAAGAUGCGACGCUGGCGCCUCCAGCAAGUGCACCCGUUGCUGGAACGAGCGACCGAAACCCAGCGACUCUAUCACCUUCUUUGACGGCUCAGGAGCAACCUACAGGCUCGAAAGCACCAGCGACGAACCGCAUGGACUAAUUGAUUGCGCACACAGGCAAAGAUCAUGCACACUUUCAUUUCUUACUAUUCUUUGGAGUUAUUCACGUUGGCGACUGAGUCUUGCUUGAGACAGAGUGAUCAGAUGAUACCCCGAAUUCGGCAAAAACGCUGUAGCUUGCAACUCUUUGUACUUUUCGCGUCUUGGCGGUAAAUGGUUUGGUUUGUAUUUUGGCAGCGUGGAACUGGCCUCUUGAGAGGCGGCAGCGGCUACAAAGAAUUGUGUAGGACAGCAGCCCUGCGCGUAGCAGAGCAGAAACGAAUAGAAUUGAACAAAAGACCGAUUCGUAAU
Verruconis gallopava is the source of this 6016-nucleotide messenger RNA. RefSeq lists its product as uncharacterized. Bases 292 to 5706 code for a protein of 1804 amino acids. Gene Ontology annotation, cellular component: nucleus. The transcript has 2 exons. Lineage: Eukaryota; Fungi; Ascomycota; Dothideomycetes; Venturiales; Sympoventuriaceae. The record is from RefSeq and is a predicted model, not a curated record. Gene Ontology annotation, molecular function: ATP hydrolysis activity; ATP binding; ATP-dependent chromatin remodeler activity.